Messenger RNA from Caenorhabditis briggsae, 1713 nucleotides. RefSeq names its product Protein CBR-MOM-5 (gene Cbr-mom-5). Gene Ontology annotation, molecular function: Wnt receptor activity; Wnt-protein binding. Gene Ontology annotation, cellular component: plasma membrane. The coding region runs from base 1 to 1713 and encodes 570 amino acids. Lineage: Eukaryota; Metazoa; Nematoda; Chromadorea; Rhabditida; Rhabditidae. The transcript has 7 exons. Gene Ontology annotation, biological process: canonical Wnt signaling pathway; non-canonical Wnt signaling pathway. The record is from RefSeq and is a predicted model, not a curated record.
AUGUAUCGACCUCUGUUUAUAUUUUUCACAAUUUUUCUUGGAUGUUCUUCAUCUGAUCAAAGACUAUCGUCCACAUCGAUUUCAUCGAUGAGCGGAUUGUCGAGCCCACGAAAAUGCGAGCUAAUCUCAAUCCCGAUGUGCAAGAACCUUGAUUAUAACCAAACAGUUUUUCCCAAUCUCCUCGGACAUACAACUCAGUCCGAAGCCAAUCCUGCCAUUUCACAGUUCAAUCCACUAAUCAAAGUGAAAUGUUCUGAAGAUAUUCGUCUGUUCCUGUGUACCGUAUACGCUCCAGUCUGUACAGUUCUAGAGAAACCCAUUCAGCCAUGUCGGGAAUUGUGCUUAUCAGCGAAGAACGGUUGCGAGUCACUGAUGAAAAAGUUUGGUUUCCAAUGGCCCGAUCAGCUAGACUGUAACAAAUUUCCUGUUAGUGAUUUGUGUGUUGGAAAGAAUUCUAGUGAAUCGAGUAGUUCUAAGAAGAGCAGCAGUGACGUCACAUUCGGUGUCUCCACAAUUGCUAAUGAAGUGGUUCUAUCUCCAAAAAUAUGCCCACAUGUCAUGCAUACCACCAGUGGUUCUCACUUUUCACUCCCUCUUUUGAGUGGACGUCUUCCUGAUUGUUCGUUGACGUGUGAAGCGGAUAAUCAGGUACCGAUGAUGUUCGACGGACGCGUGAGACGUAUUCUUCGAAUUUGGACUGCAGCCUGGUCUGUUGCCUGUUUCGUCUGCUCACUUUUCACACUUGUCACCUUCCUCGUGGAUUUGUCUCGAUUCGCCUAUCCAGUUCGACCAAUUCUUUAUUUGGCUUUUUGUUAUCUCGCGAUUUCGCUAGUUUACAUGAUUGGUGUCGUUGGUGAAGACGGAUUUGCCUGUGGAACUUAUGGAUCAACACCGAAAAUCCUAGUUACCCAAGGAGGAGAAAACGUUGGAUGCAGUGCUCUGGCCGUAGUCCACUACUUCUUUUUCAUGGCCAGUUGUGCAUGGUGGCUGGUUCUCUGCCUUGCCUGGUUCUUGGCUGCAAAUUUGAAAUGGGGCGCAGAAUCGAUUGCAGCACUAUCUCCAUAUUUCCAUGCCAUGUGCUGGGGAAUUCCUGCAGUCUUGUCGGUCACUGUUCUCGUCACAAACUCUGUCGAUGGAGAUGUUUUUACUGGAAUCUGUUCUGUUGGAAAUCUCAAUCCCUCAGCUCUCGUUUACUUCUUCUUCACCCCGAUUGUUGUUUCGUUGGCACUCGGAGCAGUCCUACUAAUCUGUGGAAUUUGGUCGAUGAUUCGAAUUCGAAGUUAUAUAAAACUGCAGCGCGCAGACGUCGAAAGAAAUAUCAGCAAGUUGGAAAAGUUGAUGUUGAGAAUCGGGGCUUUUGCUAUCAUGUAUUCUCUUCCAACUGCCAUGAAUGCUUCUAUUAUGUGGUAUCAGGCAGUGCACAUGCCAGCUUGGCUAGAAGGAUGGCUUCAUCAUCGAUGCGUUAGACUUCAAGAUCGAGAAGACUUUGGAUUCACAUUUACCAUUGAUGAGUGUCCAGGAGAUCCGAAAGUUGCAGCACCAGAAAUUAUUAUUUUCCUUUUGAAAUACGUAUCCCAAUUGGUUGUUGGAAUUACUUGUGCAAUCUGGGUCGUUUCCUCGAAAACACUAUCCAGCUAUCACAAAGCUUAUCUAGCUCUGUCAUCAAGGUCCCCUCCGGUUCCGAAUCAUCCAGAUCAGGUCAAUUUGCGGUGA